Messenger RNA from Ostrea edulis (European flat oyster), 2692 nucleotides. Its product is annotated as vasoactive intestinal polypeptide receptor-like. Gene Ontology annotation, biological process: cell surface receptor signaling pathway; adenylate cyclase-modulating G protein-coupled receptor signaling pathway. The coding region runs from base 667 to 2334 and encodes 555 amino acids. The record is from RefSeq and is a predicted model, not a curated record. The transcript is spliced from 16 exons. Gene Ontology annotation, cellular component: plasma membrane. NCBI's taxonomy places the organism in Eukaryota, Metazoa, Mollusca, Bivalvia, Ostreida, Ostreidae. Gene Ontology annotation, molecular function: peptide hormone binding; G protein-coupled peptide receptor activity.
AACUUGGGCUCAGUCGUUCUCCUCUCAGGCAGGCAGUGGAGUGAGCUUUCCGUGGAAGUGCAUCUCGUGUUUCCUGUUGGACAGUAUUAUUCUGGAUGUAAUUUAACCAUUCGCAGAUAAAAGGAAAUUCGGGUACCGCUGCGAGGAAGAAAAAGUAAAAUGGAAUAAGAUAAUGUACUACAGUUGUUGAUUUUUUCUCUCUGGAAAAGAAUGCCGUGUUAUCGUAAUGAAUGUGUUCAUUAAAGAGGAAAUGGAAACACCGCCAUUGUCGUGAUUCUUAUAUCGGAACAAAGAGAGACGUAAUUACAAACGGCACAACGUUCUGUAUUGCUGCGCAACGUGAUCUGAUAGUAAUUUGGAAACCAAUAUAUGGGACUUGGAACAUCCCGAAAAAAUAGUUGUCGUGUUUCAUCCCGCUGCGAGGCUGCGAGUAUUGAGUGACAGCUGUAGGAUAUUGGAUUUCUUCAGUUUUUGGGAAUCGAGACAGAAAAGAGAGUCCUUAAUUAGCUUACAGAACGGACAGUUAUAUAAUAUAAACCACUCUUCAGUCAGCGGAGGUACAUUUAGUAUCGAAUGUAGUUAGUUCUCCAAGAUAAUAAUCAAAUAGUGAAAGGAAAUUUUUACACAAUUGUGAUUUCCGUGAUGAUGGAACUAACCCCCUAAAUAAUGGAAGGAGGGAAAUUAAAGCCCCGGAUUACAGCCGUGUUCCUAGUCACCUCCCUUGUUUUGUUGGACCAGUGCCAUUGCGAAGAGAAUCCCUUGAUUCACAGCGAGGAUCAGCAGGAAGCUCUAUACCGGAAGCAGUUGGAAUGCAUCGGACUAAUCGCCGCAGAACGUCAAAAUGCGUCACUACUUAACGGCACCCACUGCACGAGGACCUGGGACAGCAUCACGUGCUGGCCCCCUACCCCGGCCGGACAGUUGGCGAUACAGCCCUGCCCUAGCCACAUCAAACACAUCGAUACGACGAAGAACGCUUCACGACAGUGCAGUGAGGACGGGACCUGGUUUAUAAAUCCGUUUAACAACAAGACGUGGAGUAAUUUUACCCAGUGUGGAUAUCUAUCACAAACGUCCGACAACUCCCGCUCAGUUCCGGCGCUGAUUGAACAACAUGCGGAUUCGGUCCGCCUGAUGUACAACAUUGGUUAUGGUCUCUCACUGGCUUCAUUAGUGAUAGCGGUGAUCAUCAUGAUCUACUUCCGGAAGCUCCACUGCGCCCGGAACGCCAUCCACAUUAACCUGUUUGUGUCUUUUAUCCUGCGUGCCGUUGUGUCUUUUAUCAGGGAGAACCUUCUGGUGGAGUUUGUGGGGUUUCCCGGUGACGUGUAUUAUGAACACGGCCAGAUUAAAUUUAGAAAUGACGUCACUCACUGGGAAUGCCGGUUGUUUUUCACGCUGUAUAACUACACUCUGGCCGCCAGUUACAUGUGGAUAUUUGUUGAGGCUCUCUAUUUACAGAUUCUUAUUUCUGUUUCCGUUUUCACGGAGAAAAAUCGUACAAAAUGGUUCAUGGUACUAGGAUGGUUGUUUCCACUGAGUUUCAUACUACCAUGGGUUCUGGUCCGGAUAUUUGAAUUCAAUAAGCUCUGUUGGAAUACAAACCCGAACAAAUUACUCAUGUUUAUCAUCUACGGCCCAAUAACAGCCACAGUUCUGGUACAAUUCAUCAUAUUUAUCAACAUCGUACGAGUAUUAUUCACCAAACUUCAUGCCUCAUCCGGGCAUCAAACAAACAGCUUCCGGUACAGUCAUAUUGACGGUCACAUGAUCAGGCGCUUGGCUAAAUCGACCCUGAUCCUUAUUCCGUUGUUUGGGGUGUACUAUAUCAUCUACUCUAUAAACUUUUUGAUGACGACAUUCGGUUACCUGGACGAGACCUCGAUGAUGUACUUAAUUCUGUGGUGGUCAGAACUUUUCUUUAAUUCGUUCCAGGGCUUCAUUCUGGCAAUGCUUUUCUGUUUCUUGAACGCUGAGGUGCAAGCGGAAUUAAAGAAAGUGUGGCACAGACAUGUAAUCAACCGGACCGGAAGUGUUAGAACGACACGCACAUUUCUGUCGCGAACUCGAAAUUCGGUGAAGCAACCUUCGCAAUCCAAUGGAAAUGCACUGGUUCAUAGUGACGUCAACGAUCCUAAAGACCAAUCAGAUGCAACGUUGCUAAAUUCUCUUCAGAUGGAGACUAAUUGUGAUAACGAGACUCAGGGGAGGGUGUUCGAUACUGAGAUUGUGGAGGAUGAAACAUCUCCAUGUGUGAAUAAUAACCGAACAGUAGGCGGUGAUAAAAAUAACGGGUCGUGUACAAAAGUCACUUACAAGUCAGAAAUAUCGUGAUUCAAGUGUGCACAUGGAAUUUGGUGACAACAAACAAGAUGAUUGUGACCUGAAUUGUACAACAUACAUUACCAUCUUGUGACAUUGUGAUUCAUUUCGCAGUGGUGGAUCUAGAGGGACAGGGCGUUACGGGGGUUCAAGCCUUCCCUACUUACGUUGAAAUUUUAGCAAGAAAGAGUCAUACUCUGCUAAUUUGGGUUAGAAAAAAUCACCUCUCUUUUUGAGUUUGCAACACACACAGCUUUUGAAAGAACCCUGGAUCCGCCACUGUCUUUGGGAGAUUGGUUUUCAAGGAAUAUUGAAAUCUGAAAAUAUAUUUAGUAGUCGAAAUCAUGAAUAAAAACUAUUUUGGCCAACA